GCAAGCAAUGGAGAGCUCAUAAAACUGUGUUAUACUUUCUGUUCUUCUAGAUUAGUAACAUAGUGCAAUUGUUUUUGUGUAUCUCUACAUUCUACUGCUCCAACACCUGUGUUGUACCUUUAUUGUACAGCUUGUUUUCACCAUGCUGACUUGCAGGGAAAAUGGAUGUGAGUCCUGAGACUAAACUUAGUAGCAGACAAUCCCCAGUUGGUUACAAGAGCUUUGAGGGCUUACCUCAGUUGACUGUGGAUGACACAUUGACCAAAGGGCAAAAUGGGAACUUUCAGAAUGAGCAUAACCGAAACACAGGUCUCCGUGGCCUCAGUUCUGCUCCAGACCUCAGCAGUCUCCCAAAAGAAUUGCCCCUGAGACAUCUAGCCUCUGGGAGCCAGCACCCUAACCUGACGGAUCUAAGCUUGUCCUCCUUUAGAGAGAUGGAUAAGGACCCGCUGCCUUGGAGGCCAAGUAGGUGUGGCACUUGGCAGGAUGCCAUCAUACCCAUCUAUGCUGCUUCUCUCAUCAUUGCCAUAGCAGUCACCACUGCUAUGGUCCUGCAGAUUUAUCUAGGGACAAAUGAGCAGGUCUUCAGAGGGAGUGUGUUGGUGACGGACCAUGAACACUGUACAGAGCUUGGUCGUAGGGUGCUGAAUGAACAAGGCUCCAGUGUGGAUUCUGCCAUUGUUGCCACCCUGUGCCUGGGGAUAGUCCAUCCACAUGCGUCAGGUAUUGGCGGGGGAGGGGUGAUGCUGGUUCAUGACAUCCGGAAGAAUAUAAGGAAGGUGAUUAAUUUCCAGGAAACGGCACCCUCUGGAAUCAAGGAGGAGAUCCUGCAAAUUGACCCAGAGCUAAAGCCAGGUCUGAUUGUAGGUGUGCCAGGCUUGCUCAGAGGGUUGUACCAAGCCCAUAAACUGUAUGGAAGACUGUCAUGGGAGGAUAUUGUCACCAGGGCUGCCAACGUAGCCAGAGAUGGCUUUAAUGUCUCUCACAGACUUGCAGAGGCCAUAACCAAGGUGAAAGGUCAGAAUAUGUCAUUGCGCUUCAGGGACAUGUUCUUGCCAAGAGGCCAUGCUCUGUCCCCCGGCUCUCUUAUGAAAACACCAAGUCUGGCUGCUGUCCUGGAGGCUGGGGUGUCAGAAUUCUACAAUGGGACUCUAACACAGGAAAUGGCCAGUGAGGUGCAAGAAAAUGGAGGAAUUCUAACCAAGGAGGAUCUCAGCAACUACAGUGCAGUCAUAGAGCAGCCAAUUGAAGGCCUGUAUCAGGCCUCCUCAGGUCUACACAAUAUUUCCUGGCAACACCCUCCCUCAGGAUUCCGAGUUCUCGUGCCGCCUCCCCCUUCUAUUGGUGCUGCUCUGAUCUCAGCCCUCAACAUUUUGGAGGACUUCCACCUCAAUGGGAAUAGUACAACGUAUAGAGCAAACCACUGGAUUGCUGAGUCACUGAAAGCGUCCCUGACUAUGGCUAGUGGGCUCGGAGACCCUGUGUAUACCCCAUCAGUUUCUGCACUCAUCUCCAAGAUGCUAAGCAAGCCACAGGCUGUAGUGCUCCGUCAGUUGAUCAGUGACUCGCAGGCAUCUCCUCCCAGACACUACUCUACUGUCUAUGACCUGCCGAGUGGAGCUGUGGCCAGCCAGGUGGUCGUGAUGGGUCCCGAUGACAUCAUUGUGUCUGUCACCAGCUCACUGAACAGGCCCUUUGGAAGUAGAAUUUUAACCCCUUCAGGCAUUCUCCUGAACAGCCAGAUCUUGGCCUUCUCCUGGCCAAUUAAAACCCAGGGACUGUUAAUAUCUAACCUGACGAACAGGGUCCAGCCAGGCAAGCGGCCUCUGUCAUUUAUUAUGCCAACAAUUGUGAUACCGUCUCUAGGUAAAUGUGGAUCUUAUGUGGCCCUGGGAUCUUCUAAUGGAGAGUCCAGCCUCAGUGGUGUCACCCAGGUCUUGAUUAAUAUUUUAUCAUAUCACAAAAAUCUGAAUGAUAGCAUAUCACUGGGACGACUCCAUCCCCAACUUAAGCCGAGCAGACUCCUGGUGGACUCUGAGUUCCUGGAGGAGGAUGUGAAGGUGUUGCGUUUGAAAGGACACACUGUCUACAGGGUGGGGCUGCUGUCCCUAGUGCAGGGUGCCCAGAAAACCAACGACAUCAUUAGGGGCAUUGUUGACCCUCGUGCUGUGGCUGGCUCUGCCUAGCUUUCUGAGAAUAUGGCUUUAUUUCAAUGUGAACAUAAGAUUAAGUAAUAUUUGAGUUGUAUGUUUAUUAAAAAAUGAAUGUAUUACAAUUUUAGAUUUUCGUAGU
This is a messenger RNA of Oncorhynchus kisutch (coho salmon), 2292 nucleotides long. Its product is annotated as glutathione hydrolase 7. Gene Ontology annotation, cellular component: plasma membrane. The record is from RefSeq and is a predicted model, not a curated record. Gene Ontology annotation, biological process: glutathione catabolic process. Bases 162 to 2186 code for a protein of 674 amino acids. NCBI's taxonomy places the organism in Eukaryota, Metazoa, Chordata, Actinopteri, Salmoniformes, Salmonidae. Gene Ontology annotation, molecular function: glutathione gamma-glutamate hydrolase. The transcript is spliced from 16 exons.